This is a messenger RNA of Ipomoea triloba (trilobed morning glory), 766 nucleotides long. RefSeq lists its product as uncharacterized. Lineage: Eukaryota; Viridiplantae; Streptophyta; Magnoliopsida; Solanales; Convolvulaceae. The transcript is spliced from 2 exons. The record is from RefSeq and is a predicted model, not a curated record. Bases 129 to 515 code for a protein of 128 amino acids.
CCUCACAUACAAUACCAUUUUUCAUCUCUCAUUCUUUUCUUUGAUUGUCUCAAAACUCUUCCUCUCUCUCCCUCUAGGCUCUAGCCUGAGAGAGAGAGCAAUUAAGAAGCAAUUCAACCAAUUCAAUUAUGGGUUGUGGGGAAUCAAAGCAUGCCACUGCAACAGCUAACACUGCCAUUACCAAGAGAUCUUCCUCUUCAAGAACCAAUUCCAGGAAGGAGAGUGCCCCAUUGGUUCAACAACCAAAAGCACCUGGAAAUGAUGGCACCAACAACCCACCUCAAUCUGCCCCUGAAAAGGGUGACAUUAAUAUUAUUCAUAUUAUAAAGGAGAGCAAAGGCGAAGGCGAAAAGGCCCUCGAGGCGGCCAAGGAUGGUGAUGAGGGUGUGGAAGGUGCAAAGGAGACAAUUGAUAAAGCCAAAGUGGAAGAAAAGGAAAAUGGAGCACAGGCCAAGGAAGGAUCUCUUGAACAAAAUGAAGGUGUUAAUACAAAUGAAGAAUACAGCUGCUUCUGAGGCAAAAACAGAAAUCUAACCACAACCAUAAGAGAAGAUUGAAAAACCAAACUUGGAGGUAUAUAUGUAAAUUCAUCUAUCUGCUUCAUUCUCAACAAAAUAACAUUAUUCACCUUAAUCAUGGUGGAUUCUGUGUAUCUUGAUGCCCGGCCCCUUAAUAGUGGAAUGAUUUGUAUUUUUUAAUGGCUGGAUAGUUACCAUUUAAUUAACAUCCUCAUUUCAUUUAAUUUAUAACUACUCCUAAUGACCCA